GGGGAGGGAGGAGGAGGAGGAGCCAGUUGCAGCCCAGCGCUGCAGCCCGGCUCUCCGGACGGCCGGUGGGUCGGGGUGCGUGUGCGAGUCCAUGCCCGGGCCGGGCUGGGUGCCUCCGUCCCUCCGUCCCCGGGCUGGCUCGGAUGAACCCCGGGCCCCGGCGGCCGGGGCAGGCGGAGGGGCAGGAGGGGCAGGAGGAGGGGCAGCCCCCCGCCCCCGACAUGGCAGACCUCGCCGGAGACCUCGCCGGGGCCUCCGAGCUCCUCCAAGAUCGCUUAUAUUUUGCUACGCUGAGGAACAAGCCAAAAAGCACCGUAAACACCCAUUACUUCUGCAUCGAUGAGGAGCUGGUGUAUGAAAAUUUUUAUGCAGAUUUUGGACCUCUGAACUUGGCAAUGGUAUACAGAUAUUGCUGUAAGCUAAAUAAGAAGCUAAAAUCAUUCAGUUUAUCGAGAAAGAAAAUCGUGCAUUACACCAGUUUUGAUCAACGGAAACGAGCAAAUGCAGCAUUUUUAAUAGGUGCCUAUGCCGUGAUCUACCUAAAGAAGACACCCGAAGAUGCCUACAGAGCUCUUUUAUCUGGCUCAAAUCCCCCCUAUCUUCCAUUCAGGGAUGCUUCCUUCGGAAACUGCACAUACAAUCUCACGGUCUUGGACUGUCUGCAGGGCAUCCAAAAGGGAUUGCAGCAUGGAUUUUUUGACUUUGAGACAUUUGAUGUGGAGGAGUAUGAGCACUAUGAGCGGGUUGAAAAUGGAGACUUCAACUGGAUUAUACCAGGAAAAUUUUUAGCAUUUAGUGGACCACAUCCUAAAAGCAAAAUCGAAAAUGGUUACCCUCUUCAUGCCCCGGAAGCCUAUUUCCCUUAUUUCAGGAAGCAUAAUGUGACCUCCAUCAUCAGGCUGAACAAAAGGAUUUAUGAAGCCAAGCGUUUCACAGAUGCCGGUUUUGAGCACCAUGACUUGUUCUUCGUAGAUGGCAGCACACCGAGUGAUAAUAUAGUGAGGAGAUUCUUGAAUAUAUGUGAGAAUACUGAAGGAGCAAUUGCUGUCCACUGCAAAGCUGGACUUGGAAGAACUGGGACGCUAAUAGCUUGCUAUGCAAUGAAGCACUACAGGUUCACGCAUGCUGAAAUUAUUGCUUGGAUCAGAAUAUGUCGUCCUGGGUCUAUUAUAGGACCCCAACAACACUUCCUGGAAGAAAAGCAAACUUUACUGUGGGUCCAAGGAGAUAUUCUUCGGACUAAACAGAAGCAAAGACCAGAACAUGAAGGAGGCAUAAACAAGAUCCUGUCUAGCUUUGAUGAUAUGUCUAUUUGUGGAAGCUUUACUAAAUUGCAAAAUUUGGAUAGAUAUGGAGAAGAGAAUGAUUUUGAGGAGGAAAGGGAUUUAGAACCAAAGAAUGGGGUGACACAGGGAGACAAACUCCGCGCCCUAAAAAGUCGUAGACAACCCCGCUCUAUUACAACUGGUAUGCUCAGGCUGGAGGAUAUGAAAAUGCACACCAUAACAAUAUCACAGCCUUUCAGAUCAAGCACUUCCAGUUCGUCACCAGGGACUGUGUCUACUUUGAAGUCCUCCAAAGUGGUAGUGGCCCCCUCAGCCUCUGCCAAGAGAAUAAGCAGAUGUCCUGCCACCUCCAAUGCUAAUACAAAGAGCUUUUCCAUACACUCCCGACUAGCCAGUUCUCUAGGGAACCUGCAUGCUGCUUCCGAUGACUCAGAGAGCAAAAAGACCUCAGCACCCUGUAGGACAGUUUACCCAGUAAAUCAUAUCUCCAGUCAUUUGACUGGCAGCUCGCAGCCGACUGCCAGAAAUUACCAUGAACUGAACAACAACCAGUACAACCGAAGCGGCAAUAGCGGCGCCAACCUCAACAGCCUUGUCGGCCCUCACAACAGAACCAAGACAGAUGAGCACAACACCUCCCAAACCUCCUAUCCCGGGCUUUCUACUUCUUCGGCAAGAUACCUGAGCCGCUCGAUCCCCUCCCUUCAGUCUGAAUAUGUUCAGUACUAAAGUCUUACUACUUCGAUGAAAGCUGGUCAUCCCUUAGAAACACACUUCUCGUGGAGGAGCAAUGUAGAGGGAAAAAAACUGCUUAUUGGGAGGAGGAGAUCCUUCGGGGAGACAUCAAUGAGAGACUUGUUAUCAGAAGACUCUGGUUAAUGACUACUGCAAAUGCACUGAAAGUUUUGUUUGUAGGGGUGCAACACUUCUGUUUGAAAAAAAAAACACCUACAGAAACAAACACCAAAACACAGCACAGGAUUUUACACUUUUGAAGAGUUAUUUCUAAUGUUUCAGUAAUACAGUUAUGAUUACAUUUUAUGUAUACAGUGUUAUGUAUUGUCAAGAUAAAGACUAUUUUGCUAAAUUUAUAAGUACAUAUAAUUCUGUAAGACUAGAAUAUAUUUUGAUUUAGACUCCUUUGCCGUUUGCUACCAAAAAUCUAUAUUUUAGAUUUGUGAAGGGUGGUUUUAUCUGCGAUGUACAAAAAUGUCUUUAUAUAUAUAAGAAAGAGGGGAGGGAGGGUGGGUGGAGAAUAGUGAUUUUUUGGGUCCAUUCAUUAUCCCAGCGUCGGGACCAUUUAGGCUCAUUUUAGAAAACACUCUGACUUAAAGUAAUUUUUUAAGGAGUUUUUAAAAUGACUACUUGUAGAUUAGGAUGAACAUUUCUCCUCGGAGUAUGGCAUAUAAACUCUUUUGAACUACAUUUGUAUCAUGCGUUCUAGAAAGAGAGACACAGCUUUGCUGGAUCGGUAUAUUUCUCUUUCAGUGAUAAUUUGCCUGUGUUCUUCAGUCACACAUGCUAUUACAGAAAUUUUAAGUCAUAAGAAGUGAAAAAUUUUACAUAUAUUUUUCAGAGAGAUCAAGACACUGAUACAAAUUUUGACCAAAAUUAACUCUCUAAGCAAAAAUGAAUCAAUGCCUUAUAGACAUGUAUUACUUCUCAGUUCUUUCAUGGCUGCUCUUAAUUAUUGAUUUAAAUAUUAAUAGGAGCGAGUGAUUUUUUUAUUGUGUUGAAGUCCUUUGCUCUACUCUGAACUACUACAAAAUUAACAGUCCUCAAAAACACUUGAAGUGUUUGCAUUUCUGUACUGUAGCAGAAGUGCUCCUCUUAAACUUGGUAGAACUGAGGAUUUUGACAUAAUUGUAGGGCAAUAUGUUACAUUUGGUAGAACUGAGAAUUUUGACUUAAUUAUAGAGAAACAUGCAUUAAAAGUAACACCCGACUUGUUUUAUAGUGGAAAAAAUGUGCACAGUAACCAAUGCAAACUCAGUUUUGUCUUGUCUUGCUUAUAAAAUUGAAUUUUUAAAAUAAUAUAUUCCCAAACCUACUAAUUGCACUAACAGGAUUCGGAAAAGGAAUCAUAAAUGUAAAGAAACAACAAUGAAUACAAUUGCGACCUAUAGAUUCUUAAAGUUGAAAAAGGAAUAGUUAAAAUAUUUAUUCUUCAUUUUCCAAGUAAGGUAGAGAAACGAGUAAGGGCAUAGAAAGGUUACUUGUUGGAAAUACUAAUUUCAUUUGAAAUAUGAAAAACCAUGUUGACAAUAUCAGUUCUGUGAGCAAUGAAUGGUAUGUAUGCAGGAGUGAAAAUAAUUAUGUAAAAUGGUCUACUGUACAUUCCCAUAAUGUGUGUGCUUGUGUGUUUAUACAUAUAUAUACAUAUACAUAUAUGUAAUGUAUAUGUAUAUAUGUGUCAUAUGUAUCUGCAUUUGAGUAUAUGUCUCUUAAUAUUAUGUAUACACAUAUGCAUACAUAGACACAGUGAAUAUAUGUAUAUAUCAUAGAAAAUAUAUAUAGUAAGGUAAUUCUACCUCCUAUAAUAAAAUUUUGUUUGAUAUGUAUUUUGUUACAAAUAGUUUACCUUCAAAAACAUAUUUUGUUCUAUUUUGAAGUAUAGGUGAAUACACUGCUAAUCAACAAUAAAAGUUUUAUCCCACUUAAA
This is a messenger RNA of Ornithorhynchus anatinus (platypus), 3948 nucleotides long. RefSeq names its product cell division cycle 14A (gene CDC14A). Gene Ontology annotation, molecular function: protein tyrosine/serine/threonine phosphatase activity; protein serine/threonine phosphatase activity. Gene Ontology annotation, cellular component: nucleolus; centrosome; mitotic spindle. Bases 144 to 2015 code for a protein of 623 amino acids. Lineage: Eukaryota; Metazoa; Chordata; Mammalia; Monotremata; Ornithorhynchidae. Gene Ontology annotation, biological process: microtubule cytoskeleton organization; regulation of exit from mitosis; positive regulation of cytokinesis. The transcript is spliced from 16 exons. The record is from RefSeq and is a predicted model, not a curated record.